GCCCGUAUUCGUAAUGAAUUAUUUAGUACCCGGAAACAACAGCAGAGUGACAGCUCUGUCCCUUAAAACUUACAGUGCCUGUGUUUCAGCAGAAGGAAACAUCUCUACUACAGAUGAACCAGAUGUUGUUGACCUGACUGCAGCUGCAAACUCAAGAGUGCAGUGACACAGAGGCUCGGCGAGUUUCCUUUUGGAUGUGAAGCGUCCCGAGUGGCCCAACAGAGGCUGCAGUCUGUCGUCGUCUUUUCAUCACUCGGAAGCUCCGCCGGCUGCAGAAACAGGUGCUGGAAUGAACAGGUCCAGAACCAGGAUAACCCGCAGCUCCAGCUCCCAGGUCAGACACCCUGCAGAGUCUCAGGACUCUGGGCUGGCCCCGUAUGGAAAGCAACGAAAGAAGCAGCCAGACUCGGCUCUGGCCCAGGACCUCAGCCAGAUGAGUGUGAGCGGACAGGACAUUUUACGCUCUAGUAAAGGAAAGACGUCCAAAUGUAGCAGUAACCCUGUGAAGGAUGGUGAGUCCUCUGGGUCCAGAUCUGCUCAAAGCAGCCCGUCUGUGUCUGCUGCCAAGUUACCGUCCCGGGGCAGUCUUGCCUCUGUGGCUCGGCUGGUGAAGCUCGGCCGCUGUAAGAAUGUGGUUGUGGUGGCCGGAGCAGGAAUCAGCACAGCCAGCGGCAUCCCAGACUUCAGAACUCCAGGCACAGGUCUUUACGCCAACUUGGAGAAGUACAACAUUCCUUACCCAGAAGCCAUUUUCAACAUUGACUACUUCUCCAACGACCCACAGCCUUUCUUCUCACUGGCCAAAGCUCUGUAUCCUGGCAGCCACCAACCCAACUACAUACAUUACUUCAUCCGCAUGCUUCAUCACAAAGGCCUGCUGCUCCGAAUGUACACACAGAACAUUGACGGACUGGAGAAAUUAUGUGGCAUCCCAGAUGACAAACUUGUGGAAGCUCACGGUAGUUUUGCCACAGCUUCCUGUCACUUGUGUUACACUCCGUAUCCUGCUGAGGAGGCUAAGCAUGCUAUAAUGAAUGGCAACGUUCCCAUAUGCACAUUCUGUGCUGCUACAGUCAAACCUGAUGUUGUGUUUUUUGGAGAGGACCUUCCGCAGAAGUAUUUCCUCCACACAAAAGACUUCCCCAAAGCAGACCUGCUAAUCAUUAUGGGAACAUCUUUACAGAUUGAGCCAUUUGCCAGCCUGGUGAAUACGGUGCGCUCUACUGUGCCACGUCUCCUCCUAAACCGACAUGCUGUGGGUCCCUUUGAGAAGGUCCCACUGCGGAGAGGAGACCACAUAGAGCUGGGUGACCUGGAGGAUACGGUCCGGAGAUUUGCUGAAAUGCUCGGCUGGAAUGACGAGAUCACAGAGCUGAUGAGAAGUCAGGAAACAGCAAGCAUCCCAACGCUGAUAAACGGCGCCCCAUCAGUGAGUGGACAGACGCCUUUCCAGGGCAGAGGUAUGUCAGAGCCUCCAGGCAGGAUGGAAACAUCCAGAUCCAGACCAGGAGGUCAGAGAGCAGCAAGCAGUGGCAGCGAGGAGACGGACUCAGAGACAGACAGCAAGAGCUCUGCAUCGUCCAACCUGAGCAACUGAUGCUGCGCGUUUCAUAAAAGAUGACACUGGAAAGGUUUGAGAGUCUCCUCUCUCCUUAGCUCACACUAAGGACUGUUCUUCUGUUUACUGUACGUGCAUUUGAUUUCUAACCAGGAUUUUUGAAUAAUCUUACCUCUUCAUCUGGGACUCUGUUUGAUGUUCAUGCUAUGUUCAUAUGUAUAAAUCAAAAGGUUUAUCAACUUCAGCAACCAUAUUUAAAGCACUUAUUAUGGAGUUGGGUCCUUCCAGAACACUAGUAAAUGUCUGAACUCUGUAACAAAAAUGUUAAUGUUUCUGCAAGUGGUCUCAUACAAUAGCAACGACUUGUUAAUGUUUUAUAUCAGCACAACACUGUAUUUUAAACAAUAUUUAAUAAAAGUAAUGUGUAAUUUUCA
Molecule: messenger RNA, 1992 nt
Organism: Seriola aureovittata
Lineage: Eukaryota; Metazoa; Chordata; Actinopteri; Carangiformes; Carangidae
Exons: 8
Coding region: 290-1597 (435 amino acids)
Molecular function (GO): NAD+ binding
Source: RefSeq, a predicted model, not a curated record